AUGGUGCGCAAGCAGCAGAGAAGCAGUAGUGGUACCACAAGAUGGGCUCCCACGCCUGACCAGAUUAGGAUGCUCAAGGAACUCUACUACAACAACGGAGUUAGGUCCCCAACCAUUGAUCAGAUCCGGUGGAUCAUAGCCAGGCUGAGGCAGUGCGGUAAGAUCGAAGGCACAAAUGUGUUAUAUUGGUUUCAGAACCGCAAGGCUCGUGAGAGGCAGAAGAAGAGACUCACCACUACUACUGAUCACAUCCCCAUGCAAAGAUCAUCAUCUGCUCUUACUGUUGGAAACAACAGUACUAUUGCCUUUCACGACAAGUACCCUAACAUGAUCAAUCCUUCCAACCCUGCUGCAUCCGCCUCACGGCCACCCUGCAGCUCUUCUCGCCUCACAGCCACCCAGCAGCCCUCUGGCAACCACCCAGCCCAACUUCACCCUCUCCCUACCCACACAACCCUCACGGCCACCCAGCUGCUCUUUGGCAACCACCCAGCCCAGCUCCACCCUCUCCCUUCACAAUUCUCCUCCAUGAACCAGCAACAGAACCGAGACCUCCCUCUCCACAACUCCUCAAGCAACACAACUGCCACCACUGUCUGGCUGCCAAACCACUCGUGA
Malania oleifera is the source of this 618-nucleotide messenger RNA. Its product is annotated as protein WUSCHEL-like. The record is from RefSeq and is a predicted model, not a curated record. Gene Ontology annotation, molecular function: DNA binding; DNA-binding transcription factor activity. Gene Ontology annotation, biological process: plant organ development. Lineage: Eukaryota; Viridiplantae; Streptophyta; Magnoliopsida; Santalales; Ximeniaceae. The transcript is spliced from 2 exons. Bases 1 to 618 code for a protein of 205 amino acids.